Catharus ustulatus (Swainson's thrush) is the source of this 2772-nucleotide messenger RNA. Its product is annotated as immunoglobulin superfamily member 1-like. NCBI's taxonomy places the organism in Eukaryota, Metazoa, Chordata, Aves, Passeriformes, Turdidae. Bases 221 to 1519 code for a protein of 432 amino acids. The transcript has 2 exons. The record is from RefSeq and is a predicted model, not a curated record.
CCAGCCCUGGGCACAUGACUGGGACAUUGUGGUCUCAGUUCAGCCAUCCCAGCCCUGCAGUCGUGCUGGACAAACCCAAGCCGUGGGACAGAAGGUGUUUUGUGGCAAUGAGGUUGUAGCAGGAGCUACAAGAAGCCACACAGCUGCUCAGUGCUUGCGGCCAAAGCCUCUCUCUGAAGAAGCCCUUCUUGAGCCGAAUACAGAGGGAGCCAAGAGGGACAUGAUGCUGCCUGUGACCCAAGUGCUGGCCUUCGGUGAGUGCCAGAGGCUGUGGGGAUUCCCAGAGGGCAACAGGAGGUGUCCACACACUCCACAGAGAUGUCACACCCCUGCUUCUCCUGCAGGUGCUUGGCUGGUGGCACAGAGUGAGGCUACAUCGAGUGAGUAUCUUGACGAGGCAGAUGGGGAGUUUGGACACAUCUCUGGGCCCACCCAUCUCCCAGGGCUCUUCCACAGCCCCCUGGAACAAAACUCACUCUUGUAUGGAGACAAGGCCUGGUGGCAGCCCUGGGCUCAUGGCAGGGCAGCUGCAGGGGGCUCCCUGUCUGUCUGGCAGUAUCUCUCUCCCUGUGCAGGUGCUCCCACAAUCUCCAUCUUCCUGAAGCCACCUGGGGUGAUCCCACUAGGAGGCUCCACCACCAUCUGCUGCAUUUUCCAGCAUACCUAUGGGAGCUUUGUGCUGUACAAGGGCAGCCACCGGCUCCGUACCCUGGAGAAGAGUGGCAGUAGGGCCGAGUUCUCCAUCUCUAAUGCCACCUACGAGGACGGGGGUACCUACUACUGCCAUUACCUGGAGGGAGGCACUGUGCUGGCUCGAAGUGAUGAACUGGAAGUCUCUGUUGAAGGUGAGGGAUGUGCUGUUCCCCUCUUGUGGGGAAACACCCCAGGGCACACCAGGAUGCCCAUGGCCAUCUCCACUAUGGGUUCUUCCUCUUCCCUGGCUUGGAGAGGUGGGAACCAUCUUCACCUCUGCCUGAGCCAGAGAUCCAGGUGCUUCACAGAGAUCCAGGUGCUCCUAGCACCAUGCCAAAGCUUUCUACACCUUCUCAUUCCCUCUCCUGCCCCCACAGAGCUCCGUCUCCCCAGACCCGACCUCUCUGUCCUGCCUGGGCAUGAGGUGAGAGCGGGAGCUGACGUGAUGUUCCGCUGCACCACCACACACCCCAGCACUGGCUGUUACUUGUACCUGGAGGGCCAGAUCCGAGCCCAGCUCCUCUCAAGGGAACAAGGUGACUACAACUUCUCCCACGUGCAGAAAGGUGACAGCGGCCGCUACAGCUGCCAGUGCUACACCAUGAGUGCUUUGAGAGAAUGGUCUGCUGUCAGCAACACCCUGGACUUGGUGGUGAGAGAUUAUACGCUGUUCAACGCCGUGCGCCUGGCGCUGGCGGCCGGGCUGCUGCUCCUGCUGGGACUCAUCACGGCAGACGCCGCGCGCAGCCGGGGCUGGAGGAGCCAAGAGCUCCUCGCAGGCAGCGCUGCCCCGCGGGCACCGCCGCGAGACCGCUGGGAUAAAUAAAUUGCGUCUGUCGCCAUCCCUGUCCCGCUUCCUGUCCCAGUCGCGGUUCCUGUCUCGGUCUCUGCCCCUGCCCCUGUCCCUGUCCCGGCUGCCUCGGGGGCCCCGCGGGACGGACGGGCGGUGGAACCCCCAAGAACACGCAGAGGGGCGGGGGCACUGACCACCGCACUGACCCGUGCACCGACUCUGCACUGACCUCUGCUCUGACCACUGCGCUGACCGCUGCACUGACCUCUGCACUGAGCGCCGCACUGACCCCCUGCACUGACCACUGCACUGACCACUGCUCUGACCGCUGCACUGACCACUGCUCUGACCAUUGCACUGACCCCUGCACUGACCGCUGCACUGACCCCUGCACUGACCUCUGCACUGACCACUGCACUAACCGCUGCACUGACCGCUGCACUGACCACCGCACUGACCUCUGCACUGACCACUGCACUGAUCACCGCACUGACCUCUGCACUGACCACUGCAUUGACCACCGCACUGACCACUGCUCUGACCGCUGCACUCACCACUGCACUGACCCCUGCACUGGCCGCUGCACUGACCACUGCACUGACCGCUGCUCUGACCUCUGCUCUGACCACUGUACUGUCCGCUGCACUGACCCCUGCUCUGACCUCUGCACUGACUACUGCUCUGACCGCUGCACUGAUCCUCAGCCACACAGUGACUGCUGCACUGACUGCUCCUGCUGCACAGUGACCAUUGGACUGACCACCCCUGCCACACAGCAACCGCUCCAGCCAUGUUGUGCCUGAUCUCACAUGGUGACUGCUUCUGCUGCACACUGACCACUCCACUGACCUCACCUGCUGUACAGUGACCACACUGGCCACACAGUGAAUGCUCCCCCGCAGUGACCAAUGCACUGACCUCUCCCACCACACACUGACUGCUCCUGCUACUCCACUGCACAGUGACUGCUCCAGCCCUGCAGUGACCGCUCCUGCAGUGCAGUGACUGGUCCUGCAGCACAGUGACCACUCCUGCUUCACAGGCCUCUGUUGCUCACAUUUGUUUAUUAUUUUAAAACAUUGACAAAACACACCACACCACCAUCUAUAUAUAUAAAUUUACUUUUGUACCACUAUAAAUUUAUAUAUAUAGAGCCUUUAAAUCUCUGUACAUUCAGGACACAGUUCCAGAAUAGCUGCACUGGCUACGACAGAAAGAUUUUCAUUACGAAAACACAGAGAGGAGGCGCCAAUAUCAAAAACACAGAAAAAAAAAAAAUUAAGAAA